UGAAUAGAGUGUUAUCAACUCGGCUCAUUAAGGUUCCGAGCCAAUCUCAAAUUCGUAUCGAGCCUUAUCAAACCGAGUUUUGACCGAACCGAGCUCAAAUAGUUUACGAAUAGUCCAGUCUCAUUAUUACCCCUACUCAAGACCUCUAGUAGCUUACAAGCUAACGAACUAAACUACUAAGGUCAAAUAGUGUCAUACGACUCAUCACCGUUAGCCCGCUACCCGCCUACCCCUGGACCCUAAACCCCCCCCCCCAAAAAAAAAAAAAAAAAAAAAAAAAAAAAAACCACGCUGAACCUAAGCGACAGAUUGAAUAACGGAAAAAAAAAUACGAAGAACAACAACAAAACUUCUCUCUCUUGGAUAUUUUGAAUAAACCUGACGGAAAAUUGGAACCAGCACUGCCACCGUCCACCGCACGUCCGGCGUCCCGACGUUCGCACACCCGCACUCCAGGGCCCUAGACAAGGCAUAAAAAGGCAUAGUGAUGUCUACGAAAGCAGGAGCAGCGCCAUCUACAUAUUCUCCUUCAACCCAAAAGAAGAAACCUCAAAAACCCACCUUCAAUCACUCUAAUGCCGUUCGUUCUGAUGGUCGUGGCUUUUACCAGUGUAGACCUGCUUACUUGAGGACUGGGGCUGUCAAUGCUGCUGGUGGUUCUGCAUAUGCAGAAUUUGGCAACACCAAGGUCAUUGUGUCUGUAUUUGGACCAAGAGAAAGUAAGAAGGCAAUGAUGUACAGUAAUGUUGGCCGGCUAAAUUGCAGUGUCAGCUAUACACCUUUUGCUACCCAAAUUCGUGGACAGGGCUCUGAACACAAAGAGUUUUCCUCAGUGCUCCAUAAAGCUUUAGAGGGUGCAAUAUUACUGGAAUCAUUCCCCAAGACAACCGUUGAUGUCUUUGCAUUAGUAAUGGAAUCUGGUGGAAGUGAUCUCCCGGUUAUCAUAUCAUGUGCCAGUCUUGCUCUAGCUGAUGCGGGGAUCAUGAUGUAUGAUAUGGUUGCUGCAGUUUCUCUGUCAUCUCUUGGGCCAAAUCUCAUCAUUGAUCCUCUUCUAGAGGAGGAAUGCUGCCAAGAUGGAAGCUUAAUGUUUACCUACAUGCCUUCUCGUUCUGAGGUCACACAGUUGGCUAUUACUGGAGAAUGGACAACCCCAAAGAUUCAUGAGGGAAUGGAGCUCUGUGUAGAUGCCUCUAAGAAGCUUGCUGAUAUCAUGAGAUCGUGCCUGAAAGAAGCUGAUUCUCCUUCGAAUGAGUAAUUUGAAACAUUUGCAUGUUAUCACACCCCCCCCCCCCCCCCAAUUAUUUUUCAGCAAAAAAAACUUUCUUUUCCAUUCAGAUAUUUCUUCUACCCAAACCAUGAACUUUUUUUUUUUUCGUCUUGAUGGUAGGAAUUUCACUGUAGGAUUUUCCCCAAUUUUGUCAUACUAUCUAUUCCUCUGUAUAUACCAUACUUUCAACUGGUUUAUUUUUAAGGAAAAAUUGACAUUUA
Molecule: messenger RNA, 1488 nt
Organism: Chenopodium quinoa (quinoa)
Lineage: Eukaryota; Viridiplantae; Streptophyta; Magnoliopsida; Caryophyllales; Amaranthaceae
Product: exosome complex component RRP41-like
Exons: 8
Coding region: 488-1255 (255 amino acids)
Biological process (GO): rRNA catabolic process; nuclear mRNA surveillance; poly(A)-dependent snoRNA 3'-end processing
Cellular component (GO): nucleolus; nuclear exosome (RNase complex); cytoplasmic exosome (RNase complex)
Source: RefSeq, a predicted model, not a curated record